Molecule: messenger RNA, 2432 nt
Organism: Condylura cristata (star-nosed mole)
Lineage: Eukaryota; Metazoa; Chordata; Mammalia; Eulipotyphla; Talpidae
Gene: SYNDIG1
Product: synapse differentiation inducing 1
Exons: 4
Coding region: 646-1422 (258 amino acids)
Biological process (GO): positive regulation of synapse assembly; synaptic vesicle clustering
Cellular component (GO): excitatory synapse; postsynaptic density membrane; synaptic vesicle membrane
Source: RefSeq, a predicted model, not a curated record
AGCCCGGGCCACCUGCAGACUGCUAUCAAACCCUGAGGCCUGGGGCAAAGUUGGCGGCUACCUUCGCGCUGGGCCAUUCCCCCUGCCUCGCCCUCACUGCCACCCUCCCCCGGAGCUCGUGGUCACUGCCUCUGGCACGCGUGUCACCAGUCUCAGAGAGGCCAGCAGCGCGCCCCUGAGCGCCCCUCGCCCAACCUGCCGGCCGAGCGCGCUCUCCAUAGACUGCCCGCACUCUUCUUUUACCGGGGGGCCUAAGGGCUGGGCUCCGCCCCAGCGCCACAGCUUCGGGGCUCCCCGCCGCCGGGACUGCCGACGCUGCCCGGCGCCUGGCGCUCCCAGCGCGUGGGGCAGCAGGAGCUCGUGCAGCGAGAGCAGGACUGCGAGCGGCGGGAGCAGAGGAGUGGCGCGGAGGGGAGCAAACGGGUGGGGAGGGGAGGGCAGGGGAGAGAGCCCUGGACCGGAGGAGCUGAGCGGGCGCCACACCGCCCCGCGCCCCGCUGGCUCACUCGCUCCGGAGACUCGCGGGCGGCAGCCUGGACGCACUCGCCGGGUCACCUUGUCCCGGAGGAGAAAUGGGUCCCAUGAGGCAAGCGUGACCUUCAAGCCCAGUCCACCUGCCUGACCUCAGUCGGGAAGGAAAACACCAUGGAUGGCAUCAUUGAACAGAAGAGUGUGUUGGCACACAGUAAAAUCAGCGAUGCUGGCAAGAGGAAUGGCUUAAUUAACACCAGAAACUUCAUGGCUGAGAGCAGAGAUGGCCUGGUGUCUGUGUACCCUGCACCACAGUACCAGAGCCGCCGAGUGGUGGCUGGUGCAGCUCCUGCAACCCUGGACAGCAGCAGGAAUGAGCCAGCCCAGCAGCUGCUGGACCCCAACACCCUCCAGCAGUCAGUGGAGUCCCACUUCCGCCCCAACAUCAUCCUCUACUCAGAGGGGGUUCUGCGCUCCUGGGGGGAUGGCGUGGCCGCUGACUGCUGUGAGACCACCUUCAUCGAGGACCGGUCACCCACCAAAGAGAGCCUGGAAUACCCUGAUGGGAAGUUCAUUGACCUCUCAGCUGAUGAUAUCAAAAUCCACACCCUCUCCUAUGAUGUGGAGGAAGAGGAGGAGUUCCAGGAACUGGAGAGCGAUUACUCCAGCGACACAGAGAGCGAGGACAACUUCCUCAUGAUGCCCCCGAGGGACCAUCUGGGCCUCAGUGUCUUCUCCAUGCUCUGCUGCUUCUGGCCUCUGGGCAUCGCGGCCUUCUACUUGUCCCAUGAGACAAACAAAGCCGUGGCCAAGGGAGACUUCCACCAGGCCAGCACCAGCUCCAGGCGGGCCCUCUUCCUGGCUGUGCUCUCCAUCACCAUUGGAACUGGCAUCUAUGUGGGUGUGGCCGUGGCCCUCAUUGCCUACCUCUCCAAGAACAACCACCUAUGAGCUUCAUCCAGGAGCAUAGCUGAAGAACUGGGGCCAUGUUUGCAGACACAGAGAAGGCAGGGCUGGCAAAGGGUGGACACAGAGGGAGACACACCUGUUUGAUGCUGUACAGUAGAAGUUAUUGCUGAACUACUCCAUAAAGCCCUGGAAUUUUCUUCCCUUGAAUUUCUUUAGUUUUUCCCCUUGAAUUUUAUUUUCACAGCAUUGUGUAGAGCACGAGAUACCGUGGGCACUACAAACCCUUCCAAAUGGAAUUUCCAAAGAUCUGAAUGGGUUCUACUGGAUCAUAGACAGUUCUUAUCUCGGCAGCUCCUGAGUGCCUGGAAGGUCAUCGCAUUAGCAAUAUACAAACAGUAACAAAUGUGUUUUCUUAUGGAAUAUGGUGCAAAAGGCUGAGAGCAGAGGACGUGUCACUAUCCUGUCUGUGGACAUGCUUGACUGCUCUGAUACCUCCCCGUCUACCACCACCCUCUCUGCAGGAAGAAAAUGGGGCUGAGCAGGGAGACAGACACAACUGCUGGUGGGCUUCCCCAGCCCUGUGAACGCAAACCCAGAGUUGUGUGGGAUACAUGCCCAGUUUGUGUUUCAUUCCCUACAUGCUAUCCCCUGCCUAGGAAUGCCGGGUCUCCUUCAGAAUGUGCCGCGAUCAGCAGCCACUGUGCAAAAUAUGCAAUCUUGGGAACUUGUGAUCUAGAGUAAGGGGGGGGGCAGAUCACAGCCCCUCCCAAAGGCUCCUCCCAUAAGGACCCCUGGCUUGCCCCAGCAUUCUCAUGAUGGGGCCACCUUGGCACAGACACAAGGGGAUGCUUCCCAGGCGCCUAUGUUGACACUCACCUUGGCGAUAAAGAAUGACACUAGUGAUCUUUAAAAAGAGAUGAACUUUCUCUGUCAACUAAAUGAAUAGCUAUUUUCUUGUCAUUUUUUUUAAGUGCAGCUGUUGCUUCAUGCUAUUUAAGUUAUCAGAUGAAUGCUGAGAAAUAAGUAAUCACAGACAUUUUAUUACCAUUUCA